Westerdykella ornata is the source of this 2376-nucleotide messenger RNA. RefSeq names its product regulatory protein ral2. NCBI's taxonomy places the organism in Eukaryota, Fungi, Ascomycota, Dothideomycetes, Pleosporales, Sporormiaceae. Gene Ontology annotation, molecular function: protein binding. The transcript is spliced from 3 exons. The record is from RefSeq and is a predicted model, not a curated record. The coding region runs from base 1 to 2376 and encodes 791 amino acids. Gene Ontology annotation, biological process: cell redox homeostasis. Gene Ontology annotation, cellular component: cytosol; mitochondrion.
AUGCAGACUGCUGGUCUGGCAACUCCGUCCGCUGCAACUUCCGGUCUUUCUGGCCUUGUAUGCAAUGUGCACAGGACGACCGGGCGUGAGCCGCGCCCCUUGGUGGGAGCCACAACCACCAUCAUCGGCGACAAGCUAUUUGUCUUCGGGGGGAAGAGGCUCUCACGGACACGACCCAUGCUUACGGCAGACCUGUACGAAUUGGAUCUCGUUCGGAGACACUGGACCAAAAUGGAGGCGAAAGGAGAUAUCCCGCCUCCUCGGUACUUCCAUAGUGUUUGUGCUCUCGGGGACACGAAGCUGGUCUGCUAUGGAGGCAUGUCCGCAGCCGGCUCUCAACCUGGCCACGUACCGUCUGCAGCACAAGGCGCACCUGUAGACGGGCCUGAGGUUGUGGUCAUGUCUGAUAUCCACAUUUAUGAUAUCCCUACACGCACGUGGAUGCGUGUAGCCACCAAUGAUGGCCCUCAGGGACGAUAUGCCCACUGCGCGACUAUCCUUCCAUCAUCCGCGACAUUUGUUUCGCCAAAUGCGCCCCUCGGGUCCAUCAGACACAAUCCUUCGUCCGCCAACCCAAACCAGGGUUCCAUCGGUGUCGAUUUGGAUGGAGAAGGAGGUGCGGAAAUGGUUGUAGUAGGCGGACAGGACAACGCCAAUCACUACAUUGAGCAAAUCAGCGUCUUCAAUCUACGCAGCCUCAAGUGGACUGCGACCCACCCGCUCGGGAGGAGUUGUGGUGCUUACAGAAGUGUGGUUGCACCCUUAACCAACUUGGAUCCAGCAAAGAUUGGCAAUGGAGCGCGAACUGGGAGCGAUCAAGACAUACGACAACGAAAUUCGCAAUCCAACGGGCAAGGCACGCCCAUGUUAAUCUAUUCCAACUACAACUUCCUGGAUGUCAAGUUGGAUCUGCAAAUCAGGUAUCCAGAUGGCACGCUUGCGGAGAAGCCGAUGCACGGGGAAUUCUCCCCUCCUGGUCUGCGUUUCCCUAAUGGCGGCAUCAUCAACAACCAUUUCGUCGUCAGUGGUACAUUCUUGACGUCUCAUAAGCAGGAGUACGCGCUUUGGGCUUUGGACCUCCGGACCUUGACCUGGGGCCGCAUCGAGGCUGGAGGGAACAUCUUCACUCAAGGGAGCUGGAACAGGGGCAUCUUGUGGAAUCGCAGAAACGCUUUCGUCAUACUAGGGAACCGUAAACGGAGCUUGGUGGAGGACUAUCACCACCGGCGCAUCAACUUCUCCAACAUCUGCGUAGUCGAGCUGGAAGCGUUUGGACUCUACGACAACCCGCGCAGGGUGACGCCCAAUUCCAGCUUCCAUUCCGUCAGUGCACCCCGGCAUACCGUUGGACUCGACCUGAAAGCUGGCGGACGGCAAUUGUCUCCAGCAGCAGUGAACCUGGGCCAGCUAGUCCUGAGCAUGCGCGAGUUCGCUGACAUGGAUUUCCUCGCGAUAAACGGCGAGCGCAUUCCCGUAAACUCUCAUCUGGUGGCUCGCCGUUGGGGGCCUUACUUCAAUCAACUGCUGCGCGAGAGCACCACUCAGGAGCACUCGGACACGGCAACCCUUCGACCUCCAGGCGCAGGACAUCCAUCUCGCAACUCCAGCAUCACCAUCACUCCGUCGAUACGGACAAACUACUCUGCCGCAACCACCCUUACAAACAACAGCGUCGUAUCGACCGAAACCGUCACCACGGGAAGCGCGACUAAUACAUACUUCGGCCCUCCCGAACCUUCAAACCUGCCCCCUACGCGCAGGCCUCGUACGCUCUACCUCCCACAUACGCACCUGACCCUCCAAGCACUCAUCCACUACCUCUACACAUCCUCGCUACCACCUCUAAACUCGCCCCUAUGUACACCACAGAUUCUGUGCUCUCUCCUACAACUCGCGCGCCCCUACCACAUCGACGGGCUCCUGGAAGCCAUCAUCGAGCGAUUACACCUCUUGCUGGAUAACCGCAACACUGCCGCUAUCUUCAAUGCCGCUGCCAUGGCUGCUGGAGGGGGUUCCGGCGUCUCCUUCCUGGGCGUCAACGGCAUUGCCUCCAACGGCACCACAAAUGGACUGUUGGACCCCUCUUCAUCGCCAGCCAACACUGGAACUCCGCGCACCUCCUCCGCGACCGCUGGAACGCCGCCCUUGUCUCGCUUGUCCACACCCUCGGCCCGGAAAACGUCUACGUCUCCAUCUACGAAAGCGGCAGCUACGACGACACCAAAGCCGCGCUGCGCGAACUUGACGACGCGCUCGAGGCGCUGGGGUUAUCUGCUUAUAUCAUUCAUACCCUCCCAGCUGUCUACCCGCGCCACAGCACAGCACAACACAGCACCCAAUCACCUUGAUCGCGCUUGCACGAGAAUCCUAGACUAG